AUGCUUGAUGCUGAGGCUGAAUUUUCUGAGAAUUCGAGUGAUGAGGAGUUGUCAGAGGAAGAAAAAUUUGAGGCUUGGAAGAGGAGAGCUGAGGCAAUUGUUGAGUUGAGAGAAGCACAAGAAGACAUGUUGAAUGAGGAGAGCAGGAGGUGGGAGGACUGGAUUGUGGAUUAUGGUGAUAAUGGUCAUGAUGAUGCUAUUAAUGGUUCUUGGUGGAGUCAAGAGUUUGAUGGAAAUGGUGGAAUUGGAAAUCGUGGAUCAGUGGAGGAUGUGCGGUUGGAUCCUACUGACCUUGUACCUGAGAAAGGAUUUGCUGAAUCUGUUAGAGAUUUGGUUCUUGGCAGGGAAGAGGAGGAUUUGCUCUAUGAAGACCGUGUGUUCCGGUAUGCCUCAUUGAAUUCGGCUAAAUUUUUGGCAGUAUUGAUAAUUAUACCCUGGGCCUUGGACUUUGCAGUUCAUGACUAUGUUCUCAUGCCCUUCUUAGACAGAUAUGUGAAGACUGUACCACUUGCAGCACAGAUGCUUGAUGUGAGAAAAAGUCAAAAGCUUGAGAUGAUUAAGGAACUAAAAGUGGAAAAAGCAAGAUUGCAACUUGAGGUAGAGAUUGGUAAAUCUCCACCUCUUUCUGAUGAGGAGGAAUGGUGGGAGCUACGGCAUAAAGCGUUAGAGUUACGGGAUGAGUGCAGGUUAGAAAACCGUAGAUCAUUUGCCAACAUAUGGUCAGAUAUAGUGUUUGGGAUCUCAAUCUUCGUUCUUUUGUACUUCAAUCAGAGGAAUGUAGGUUUGCUGAAAUUUACGGGUUAUAAAUUAAUAAACAAUGUUUCAGAUACUGGGAAGGCAUUUCUAAUCAUACUUAUCACAGAUAUUUUUUUGGGGUAUCACUCUGAAUCUGGUUGGCAGACCUUGCUGGAGGUAAUUGUUGAGCAUUACGGACUUGAAGUUGACCAAUCUGCUAUCACCAUUUUUAUCUGCUUGGUUCCUGUUGUCAUUGAUGCAUUUGUUCAAGCACCUACCAAGAUUAUCCCCGAGGGUGGCAACCAUUUUGCGGGAAAUGCAGCGUCACUAGCAGAAUUGUUUCGGGACCAGAAAUGGAUGGUCCAUGGCAAGGCAACUCAGCAACUCAAGCCAACCCGGCGUCCAGACUCGGUUCCACUCAGCCCACUAGCUCCCCCUUCUGUCAAGCUGCAUCAGUUUCCACAGCUCUCAGUUUUAUCUCGCAUCUAUGGUGACUUUGGGGUGGCAGGACUUCUCAGGUUACAUGUGCUGAACAUUAUUUUCUUUGGCGAGAUGGGAAAGGGGAAGGUCUACAUGAAUGACUCUGACACAUUGAUUUUCACUUGUUUGUUUGUUGGGAAGGGAGUUUAA
Messenger RNA from Dovyalis caffra, 1365 nucleotides. Lineage: Eukaryota; Viridiplantae; Streptophyta; Magnoliopsida; Malpighiales; Salicaceae. The record is from the annotation of a GenBank genome assembly.